AUGGCUUUGAAUGUGAAGGCGGAUGUUGUGUUGCAAAGGGAGGCUCUGAUGAAACAAAGGCGGGAGAAGAGACUGUUCAAGUGCUUUCGAAAGGGAAGGGGUUGCAGUCGACGUUUCGACAUUCCGAGUCGUUUGUUCAUGGAGAAGUCGAGCGUCGAUUACCUUGCUCAGGUGACGCCUGGCGACACGGGGGAGGAGGCGAAAAAGGGAUAG
Molecule: messenger RNA, 213 nt
Organism: Coprinopsis cinerea okayama7#130
Lineage: Eukaryota; Fungi; Basidiomycota; Agaricomycetes; Agaricales; Psathyrellaceae
Exons: 2
Coding region: 1-213 (70 amino acids)
Source: RefSeq, a predicted model, not a curated record